Molecule: messenger RNA, 2453 nt
Organism: Meira miltonrushii
Lineage: Eukaryota; Fungi; Basidiomycota; Exobasidiomycetes; Exobasidiales; Brachybasidiaceae
Exons: 1
Coding region: 217-2349 (710 amino acids)
Biological process (GO): mRNA cis splicing, via spliceosome
Cellular component (GO): U1 snRNP; U2-type prespliceosome
Molecular function (GO): protein binding; RNA binding
Source: RefSeq, a predicted model, not a curated record
UAGAGAUUUAGCAAUUGCUGCUUUCCUCUUAAACAGCCCCCCGCACCUUUUCUCCGUCUUUUGACGCGUUACGCCAACCGGCGUAAUUUUACUGGUGUAAGAUGGAAAUAUUUAACUUUUUCAAUUUCCUUCCAUCAUCAACUUGCAAUUGUAGGCGGUGGACCAGGAGAGAAAAGGUGAGAGAAAUUGUCUAAUCAACUUUGUUUUCCUUCCAAGAUGUCUUCCUCGCCUAUGGCACGACCGCCAAUGCCAAUACAAGGAUGGACAGAACAUAAAAAUGCACAAGGAAGGGUAUAUUGGUAUAAUCAAGCCGAAAAACGAAGCGUUUGGGAAAAGCCAACAGAAUUAAAAACGGCAAGAGAACGUGCAUUAUCGCAAACACAAUGGAAAGAAUAUCAAAGUGGUGAACGUAAGUACUAUGUGAAUAGUGUCACCAAAGAAAGCAGUUGGACAUUGCCUAAAGAGCUCAAAAAUCUCUUUGACAGUAUUCCCGAUGAAAGUUCAGUGAAUGGAUCGGCAAGUCCAUAUGGGGGAUCUUCAGUAAGACCUCAACAACGGCAAAUGUAUUCAGGUCCGCCUCCGGGAUUUCAAUCGCCGGACCAUUCGACAAAUGGUUCCAAUUCGCCCAUGCCACCUUCAGCGAGCAGAAGUCCUGUAAUUCACAUGCCUCCGACAGGUCCAAGUCAACAACAACCAUACAGAGGACCUCAAAGUCAUCAUUCCGCUCAAGCUGCACCAGUAGCAGGUGGAGAAGAAGCAUUCAUCCAGCUGUUGCGUGAAAAAGGUGUAGAUGCAUCAUGGACAUGGGAACAAACCAUGCGUCAAAUCAUAACUGAGCCACUCUACAAAGCCCUUGCAACGUUGGCGGAACGAAAGGCAGUAUUUUCAAAGUAUGUUCGAAUGAAGGAGGAAGAAGUAGAAAAAGCGAAAAAACAAAAGGCUAAAGAAAUUGAGCCGCUUGCUCGUGAGUCAAUAAAGGAUAAAAUUGCUAACGGUCGUAUCGUGGCUUGGUUGAGUUAUGAAGGUAUGCUACAGAGAUGUUCUAGUAAGUCCGCAUGGAAGAAGCUGGAAUCUAUCGGGCUGAAGGAAGCGAAGGAAGCAUGGGAAAGUAUCCGCAAAGAGUUGCGAGAAGAAGAACGAAAACGCAAGAAGGAUCUCCGAGAGCGUAACAGAAAGGUGUUUAUGCAAUUGCUGCAUUCAUUCGAAGCUGACGUUUUGACCCGAUGGAAAGAUGCGAGACAAACUGUUCUAGAGUCAGACGAGUGGAAAGCGGAUGAAAAGUUACGUCAGAUUGACUUGGUGGAUAUGAUCGAAGUAUUUGAUGAAUUGAUCCAAUCAAUCGAAAAGCAAAAGACGCAAGAAAUGAAACAAGCGCACGUAACACAAAAACGUCAAGAUCGUCAACGUAGAGAGUGGUUCUGCAAACUCCUGCAAGAAGGCAAGAAGGACGGCUGGAUUACUGCUCGAAGUACAUUUGGUGAGGUGUACGAUCGUAUCAAAUCAGAGUCACAACUACAAGAAAUGUUAGGUCAACCGGGCAGUACUCCUCUGGACUUCUUCUUUGACGUAUUGGAUGAUCUGCAAAGAGAGCUGGAUUUAUUAACAGAUACUGUCAUCGAUGCGCUGCAGAAUCACCCGAAUGCACCGUACCAAGUAUCGGAAUCUACAACAUUGAACGAGCUGAAGGAAGCAAUUCGUUUGUCUGUCGAAAAGGCAAAAGACAGCAAGUUUAACGAGAUCGAAUCCAGGCCUGAUGACGAGCUCAAGUUGGUAUUGGAUGAAUUGAUACGAAAGGUUCAGGAUGAGAAGCGUAGGGUAGAGCGGAAACUGCGUCAUCUCGGUGAAGAUCUGCGCUAUGCUCUGAAGAAGUAUGCUCAUCAUCAUUCAAACGCACUUGGUGGUGAGGAUGAAUCUGAAUUGGACAAAGCAUGGUCGGAAUGGAAGCCUAUUCUAGCAGACCUGAAGCUGAAUGAGUGGGAUGCAUACAACCGAACUCCGUUCAAGUUAGAAGAAGAUCAAAUUGAUGAAGCAAGAAGAUCGGCUUGGGAACGUUUCGUCGAAAGGCAAAAAGAAAAGCUCAGCGAACGAAGAAAGGUGCAAGAUCAAGAUGGUUCACAUUCAUCAGGACGCAAGCGAAAGAGUGAGGGCGAGAGUAGCAUGUCCCCAGUCAAAUCACGCGAAGCAAGUCGUAAAGAACGAAGAGCUGGCGAGAAGGAUAGUACGACGAGAGAAAGGGAGAGACAUGAACGUAGAAGUGGCUAUAUUGAUGAGCCAAGUGCAGCAAAGAAAGCUAAACAUCAAGGUGGCGCCGCUGAAGAAGAUAGUGAGGAAGAAGAAGGUGAAGUUUGAGGGGGAACAUAUCACGCAAUGUACAUUAAUACACAUAUCAUCGAAAUAGACUGUUGUACAACAAUAUUGUCUUGUAAAAUUACAAUUUUGUGGAAAUGAAAGAA